Glycine soja is the source of this 2838-nucleotide messenger RNA. Its product is annotated as GBF-interacting protein 1-like. Lineage: Eukaryota; Viridiplantae; Streptophyta; Magnoliopsida; Fabales; Fabaceae. Gene Ontology annotation, cellular component: nucleus. The record is from RefSeq and is a predicted model, not a curated record. The transcript is spliced from 9 exons. Bases 81 to 2402 code for a protein of 773 amino acids.
GAUUGUAAUAGUAAAAAUAUAUAAGUUUGGGGAGCAGAGACAGUGUGUUCUUUGUUUCUUCGUUGGUGUGUUACAGAAAGAUGAGCGGCGGUGGUGGAUCUUCGAGUUGUGCUAGGGUUCCGAUCCCAAACAAUGUACGCAAAAUCAUCCAGGACAUCCGUGAGAUCACCGGCAAGCAGCACACCGACGACGAAAUCUACGCCGUCCUCCGUGAAUGUUCCAUGGAUCCCAAUGAAACCGCUCAGAAGCUUCUCUAUUUAGAUACUUUUCAUGAGGUGAGAAGGAGACGUGACCGCAAGAAGGAGGGAUUGAGCAGCAGAGCUUCUGAUGAGCCUAGGUUAAAGCAAGGCGGACAAGGGAGGGGGGGAAGGGGUGGUUCUGGAGGAUAUUCCUCUAACUUUCCUGGUACAAUUUCCCCACCUUUUAGAGAUGGUGGUGGUGGGAGGAACCAAGCUAAUCGAAGGGAAAAUGGAGUCAAUCACAUUGCAGAGAGAAGUCAUGCUCCCUCUACUCAGCCAUUUUCACAGAAAACUAAGACUAAUACAACAUCUCAAGCUACAAGAGUUUCAGCUGUUGCACCCCAAGGUGCUGCAAAUCAAUCCAAUGGGAAGUCAGGUCAUGAUUCUGGUGGCCAAUCUCCCAUAGUUAGUGUACCUAAAAGUACUUCAGCUGCUAAGGACACUGGCCAUCAAGAAAAUGUCCAACCUCAAGCAGCUGUUGUUGCAGCAGCAUCCUCCUCUACUCAAACCUUUGGCUCAGUUACCAGCUCUGACCAAGGAAUGUCUGUGUCAAGUUCUGAUCAACUUCAAACUUCUGUAUCCGAUGUUCAUUCUUCUUUGGAUCCUGUAGUGGCAUCAUCUGUCUCCCGGAGUCUUGGUGUGAGUGGUGCUAUUAGUAGGGAAGUUGUGAGCAACCGAAUAUCUGCUGGACCAAAUCAUGUUAGAGGAAGUAAAGUUGUUCAUGAAGUUAAUGAUUUAUCGGCAUCAAAGAAUGAAAAAUAUGGGUCCAUGAAUUCAGCAAGCAAAACAAAUUCCCCACAGAAGUUAAAUGAAGUUGAAAAUAAUCAUUUAUCUGAACCCUCACAACUUCCAUCUCCAUCCCCAAAUGAUUCAUUGAGGCCAUCUUCCAGUUCUGGUAGCCAGUCACCUCUAGCUAAUACCACAGAGGUUUCAACUUCAGAAGCUUGUGUGCAAUCUUCAGCAGAGUUGAGGCAACAUGUUACUUUUCCAAACCAUUUCCAAGUAUCCAAGGCUUUAAAAAGUGGUCUGACAUUUGGAAGCUUUGAUACUUUAGGCCCAAGUGAAAAGUCCAACAGUGAAACUGAUGGUGACAAUAAUGCUUCUCCUGCCCUUGAAUUGAGUGACGAAGCUGCAACUUCAAGCAAUCAAAGUGCAUCCUUGACUGCACAAGGAGAUCAUCUUGAUUAUCCACAUUCUUCAUCUUAUUUGAUUGAAAAGGCACCAGCUACAAAUGGCAAUCCUAUAACUGGUACUGACACAAAGGUUGAUCAGUCAAAGAAGGAGGUUUUGUUGGCUCCUGAAGGCCAACAAAUUCCAACUGUUCAAACUGCUCAAAACUAUGGUUUGAAUUUCAUUUCCUCCAUGUUAGGCACUCAGCAAGUUCAAUUUGAGGGAACUGAACCUCAGUCACAAGAUACAUCUCGCUUUCCUAACUUUGUUAAUGCAAGUUCUCAGGCUGUGUCCCCUAGCCCAACUCCACCCCUGCAGAAUUCUAUACCUGUGACUCCACAGUCGGUUUCUAUUUUCAGGCCACCAUACCCUGCUAAUUUCUUCCCAUAUGGCCACUAUUACCCUCCAAUUUAUGUGUCUCCAAUCCACCAAUUUUUAAACCACAAUGGUUUCCCUCAACAACCAUCAGCUGGCAGCAUGUAUCUACCAGCAGCUGCUGGGAUCAAAUUCCCUCUCCCUCAAUUCAAGGCUGGAGCCAACACAGGAAAUGCAGCUCAUAUUGGAAUUCCUUCUGGAUCAUUUAUCACUCCACCUGUAGGAUAUGCGCCAGGUCAAACAGUUAAUACUGGAAGCUCCACUGGAAAUGAAGAUCUGGUAGUGUCUCAGUUAAAGGAAAACCAGAUCUAUACAACAGGACAGCUGAGUGAAGGCUCUGCAGUGUGGAUACCUGCUCCAGGCCAAGACAUGUCCAGUUUGCAAGUUAAUUCUCUGUAUAACCUUGGCCCUCAGGGACAACAUCUCACCUUCCCCCCAACACAGGCUGCUCAGGGGGCAUUUGCUGGUAUGUAUCAAGCAGGGCAGACAAUAGCUUCACCUUCAACCCUUUUGCAACAGUCUCAGGCUGUGGCUGGGCCCGUUGAAACUGUAGGCCCCCCUUCAGGAUCUUAUCAGCAGCCUCAGCCUGCACAGAUCAAUUGGAACUCUAAUUUUUAGGCUGGAAAACAUUUUCUUGAUGCGAUAAUGUUCAUAUGCACACAUGGUGUGCUCUGAUGCAGAACGUAUGAACACUGGCCUGAUCUGAAGUGUAAAUAAAAAUGCGGCCAAAGAAUGAGAAAGGAAAAUUAGUAACUGUUUUCGGUGGGGAUAUUUGGUGCUAACGAUUUUGAAGGGUGCUAGUUGCAGGUUUUCUUUUUCUAUUUUUUUAAUUAAAUUUUUGAGCCUUAAGUUUUAUUUAUCCCUCACCUCUUUUACCCGAGAGAACAUUUAGUUGUUGCUAUAUAAGAAACUUGGUAAGUCCCAGUGAUAAUAUACUAAGCCAAGAAUUGGUAGGUGAGAUAUACCAAUUUUUCCGUUCUAAAUUUCUCACCUGUAUAUUACAUUUUGAUAUCAGAGAACAUUGAAUUAUACAAUUUUUUUUGGAGCAUGAAAA